This is a messenger RNA of Coregonus clupeaformis (lake whitefish), 6774 nucleotides long. RefSeq names its product leucine-rich repeat and fibronectin type-III domain-containing protein 4-like. Bases 3001 to 5784 code for a protein of 927 amino acids. Gene Ontology annotation, molecular function: protein binding. The record is from RefSeq and is a predicted model, not a curated record. NCBI's taxonomy places the organism in Eukaryota, Metazoa, Chordata, Actinopteri, Salmoniformes, Salmonidae. The transcript has 2 exons.
CUCUCCUCCCGCUGUCCUCUCUCAGUAGCACACACAUUGCAGUCUCUCCCUCAAUCUCACACACACACACAGGCUAGCUGCAGAUAAAUCCACAAAUCACAGACUGGUACAGCACAGGACGGCAGGGGAAAAUAACGUCAAAACAAGCGAUUGAUUGAGUUGUGAAAAAGCGCGGCGACCACAGAGGUGAAACAUGCGAUUGUUAUAGGUUGUUGAUAUCUAUGGUUGAGAGCCUUCUACUUUUACAGUACCGCUCCUUUCCCUGGGCUUGUCUGAAGGACUAAAACAAAAAGGCAGCAUGACGGAAGGAACCAGGGAGUGAGAAGGCAUCGUUACCCUUCCCACACAGCGGGGAAACUGAAAUGCCCAUUUAGGAGGACAAAGGGGGUUAGAGAGGAGGGGGGGAGAGGGGUUGGAUGUCUGAGAGGGCUAAGGCUGUUCUCCAACACAGAGAUAACACAGGCUUGGGGAUGUUCUAGAGCCUUUGCUUCUGCAAAGGACAGAUGCACAGCGAGAGGACGAGGGGUCUGAAUACCAAUAACUACAGAGUAAAGAGAAGAGACUGGAUACUGUCCUGGGAGAAGACUGAAGACCGCAAUUAGUGAAUAGAUAAGAGACAGAGGAGGAUAAAUGUUGUGAAGCAGAAUGAAAUGUUUCAAACAUUUCAAAUCUUUUGUCGAUCCAGAAAACAUAAACUUGUUGUCUCUGAAAUCCUCGGGGCUCAUGCUUGAAAAACUAAAAUCGGAUUAUUUUGAUUCAUGCUCCAAUUAUCAGAACGAAUCAGUGGAUGGCAUCCUGAACAGCACAAGCAGCAAAACUUCUGUAAGUUUAUAUUCAUUUGUUUUCACAGUAAAACAGAACCAUGUGUUUGUCAUAAGGAGAUAGUAUCCAUGUGUUUAUCAUAAGGAGAUAGUAUCCAUGCGUUUGUCAUAAGGAGAUAGUAUCCAUGUGUUUAUCAUAAGGAGAUAGUAUCCAUGCGUUUGUCAUAAGGAGAUAGUAUCCAUGUGUUUAUCAUAAGGAGAUCGUAUCCAUGUGUUUAUCAUAAGGAGAUAGUAUCCAUGUGUUUAUCAUAAGGGGAUAGUAUCCAUGUGUUUAUCAUAAGGGGAUAGUAUCCAUGUGUUUAUCAUAAGGAGAUAGUAUCCAUGUGUUUAUCAUAAGGAGAUAGUAUCCAUGUGUUUAUCAUAAGGAGAUCGUAUCCAUGUGUUUAUCAUAAGGGGAUAGUAUCCAUGUGUUUAUCAUAAGGAGAUAGUAUCUAACUCGCAGUCUGUUCAGAUUGUAAUGCACAUUGUGGGUGAAAUUCAUUAUCUGUGCCCAUGUCCCUCUGCUAAUCCACUCUUCAUAUUUCUGAGGAUGUAUAAAAUGGACUGACCUAGCAACAGCUCCGCAUCGGGCCUUAGAACAGCCCAUAGUCAGGAGUUAUUCACACAAUAAUCCACGGGUCCUCAUGCCUUAUUGCUUAAGUGACAGAGAAACUGACAAGCAUCAAAUUGCUCAUAAGCGUGUUGAUUUGGGGCUGAGCUCAAGUCAAAGUGAAUAUGGAUAGGUGGACAGAGGGAUAGUGAUGCAACAACAGGUCUAUUUAGCCAUCAAUCAUGGAAUCAGGAGAGGAAAUAGCAAAACCAAAAAAGGGUUAAAAGCAAAUUGAAAAGACUCAGUUAUAGCAUUGUUUAAAAGAAAAACAAUCUGCUGGCUAUGUAAUGUACUCACACUCACCUCUACAAGUCACCUACUGCAGGGGACAAACCAAUCCUGUGCACGCCUCAGACGCUAUCUAUGAACUAAGGGGGAUGCGCAAUCCAUUCAAACCCUCAGCCUGCUCAGACAAAAGGUAUGGGAUAUAACGUCAUGCUUAUUAGGCUAACUCGAUCGUGAAUCUAACCCGUUUACCAUGCAUCCCUCUCUCCUCCCCCCCUCAGACAUACAGGUCCAAAGGUAAACCACAUAAACAGAUUUCUGAUAAUAUAGUGAAGGGCUUUUUAUCAUAGUAUAAAAUAUUACAGCACACACCUCAACCCCACCACAACAUUUUUCGGUAAGGCGUCUAUGUAUAUCAUUACACAAUGCAUGGCAUGCAUAGAGAAACAGUCUACAUUCUACCACACAUAGGUAUUUAUAGCUUGUAACCAUUAUUUCCCUCAUGGGUCCUUCAUCUCACCCUCUUAUUCUCCCUCGCACACAUACACUAACUGUGCUUUGUGAGCAUGACAGCAGAAGCAGCCUGCCUUGCAUAAGGCUCAAACGAGCACAAAUUGAAUAUUCUCAACCCGGUGAAAUGCAGCAGCCGUGGAAAGCACAACACCGUUACAUUAAUCACAAUCAUCAGCCUUGUAAUGUAACUCAGACAAUUCAAGCGACUAGGCUUCCACUCAAAGUCCAUUUGAACAUAACGACCUGGAGAGUCAGUCGCACUACAAACCACUACUCAACUUCUUUUAGGACCUGCCUUUUCUGAUCAGGUUUUCAACCCUGUUAUUCCUUCUCAUUAGAUGGAACAUGCAUGUUAAUGUUCACAAUCAACGACACGUCACACACAGUAAUGCAUCAGAUUAAUGGGGCAAUCCCUCGUGACAACAGUGGGCAGUGGAGGGUGAGAACAAACAGAAGGACACUUGGCCCCAGUAACAGUGUCCUGUCUGUGUAAUUCAGUAGACAUGGCCACAACCCAGAACCGCUGAACAGUGUCCUGUCUGGGAAAACAUCCCAGGCUUGGAGGUUCAUAUUCAAUCUAGCCUUGCCUUAUAUCUCACUGAAAUUACACUUAAACACACACAUAGGCCUACACAAACAUAAUAGCUGAACCAUAUCAACACAGAUUAUAAAAGCAGUGUUGACCAACAUGUUCAUGGAUUGUCAAUAUCUAAAACUCCAAAUACCAAUUGCACAAUCCAAUACCUCUAAUACACUGUUAGAUCUAAAAGCCACUGAAUCAAAAAACCAAUAGAAAAGAGGAAUCUAACAAUGUCCCAUUUCUACUUCCGCAGGUGAAUAACCAGCUCAACAAUGCCUAAAUCCAACCCACAAAUACUACACCCAUACCUGGCUCUACACCACUCCAAAUCCUAUCGGAGGCCUUCAAAGCGACGCUCCUCUCUAAAAGUUGUCCACCCAGACAGAAGCGCACCCCCUCCUAAACUGAAGCCAAAGGUGACCAGCCCUUCCCUGAGACCCCCUGCCUGCCCUCUGACCCCACAGACUGUAGUCUGGCUGGCCGUGGUAACCGGCUCCUGUUUCUUCCCUGCUCUACUUGGCCCAGGCCCGGGUGUGUCUGCUGGAGAGACUUGGGGCAUGGUCUCCAUCUGUCCCUUCCACUGUGUGUGCCGAAACCUCUCAGAGUCUCUGAGCACGCUCUGCGUCAACAAGGGCCUGCUGUUCGUCCCUCCUGACAUUGAUCGGCGCACCGUGGAGCUCCGUCUGGCAGAUAACUUCAUCCUGGAGGUGGGCAGGGUGGACUUUGCCAACAUGUCAGGCCUGGUGGAACUGACUCUGUCCAGGAACACCAUCCACACCCUGCGGCCCCUGGCCUUCGCUGACCUGGAGAGCCUGCGUUCACUCCACCUGGACACCAACCGGCUGACCAUAGUGGGGCCAAGAGACCUGUCCGGACUGACCAACCUACAGCACCUCAUCAUCAACAACAACCAGCUGACCGACGUCUCCGCCGAGGCCUUUGAUGACUUCCUGCAGACGCUGGAGGAUCUGGACCUGUCCUACAACAACCUAAGGAAGGUCCCUUGGGAUGCCAUCCAGAACAUGGCUAGCCUGCACACCCUUAACCUGGACCACAACCUCAUAGACCAGAUCGCUGAGGGCUCCUUCGGUGAACUCUACAAGCUGGCCCGCCUGGAUAUGACGUCCAACCGGCUGCAGACACUGCCUCCCGACCCCUUGUUCUCCCGCUCCCAGACGGGCAUGGUCAGCCCCACGCCCUACAGCACUUUUAUCAGCCUGAGCUUUGGGGGGAACCCCCUGCACUGUAACUGUGAGCUGCUGUGGCUGAGGCGGCUGAUCCGCAGCGACGACAUGGAGACGUGUGCCACUCCUGUCCACCUGGCCGGGCGCUACUUCUGGUCCAUCCCAGAGGAGGAGUUCACCUGUGAGCCUCCGCUCAUCACGCGCCACUCCAACAAGCUGUGGGUGCUGGAAGGCCAGAGGGCCACACUGAGGUGUCGUGCCAUCGGUGACCCCGAGCCAAUCAUUCACUGGAUCUCCCCUGACGACCGCAUCGUGGCCAACUCCAGCCGUGUGUACUCCUACUACAAUGGCACCCUGGACGUGCUGGUGACCCGUGCCCGUGACGACGGGGCUUACACCUGCAUCGCCAUCAACGCUGCCGGGGAGGCUACAGCCCUGAUAGACCUGAAGAUCAUCCCCCUCCCUCACCGCGGCAACAACACAGUCCCUCUCACCAACCCUCGUGGAGACCCAGGCUCCUCAGACAUUUCCAGUGGGAGAACAGGAGGAGCUGGUAGGAACGGGAAGGGUGGUGGUGGUUCUGUCAAGAACACCACAGGAGAGGGGGAGAGUGGAGAGAGGCGGGAUGGAGACGCCAGUACCAGUGAGCGUUUGGUGGGGGUCCUGGGGGUGACUGCCACCUCUGCCCAGGUGCGCUGGGUCCUGGGCCGGGCCACUGGGCCGUACCUGGUGUGGAUGUACCAGAUCCAGUACAACUGCACUGCAGACGACGCCCUGGUGUACAGGAUUCUGCCUCCUACAAGCAACUCUUUCCUGCUGAAGAACCUGGUGUCUGGAGCAGACUACAGCCUGUGUGUCCUGGCCAUCUUUGACGAUGAGGUGUCCACCCUGGCCACCACCAAGGUCCUGGGCUGCACCCAGUUCAGCACCAAGGAGGACUUCCCAGAGUGCCGUUCCCUGCAGGCCCACUUCCUGGGCGGCACCCUGACGGUCAUGGUGGGCGGGGUCAUCGUGGUAACUCUGCUGGUGUUCACCGUGGCGAUGAUGGUAAGGCACCGCGUCUGUGGAGACUGUCGAGACGAGGGCCACUACCCUGCCCAUCACCAUGACGACUUCCUGCCCUCCAAGGAAGGAGUGGACGUUUACGCUCAGACCAACGGAAACGGGAGUGUGAUGAUGGUGGCUCUGUCCAACAGCAUUCUUGGCCAACAAGCUAAGCCCCUGCCGUCGAAAAUCAGACCCCAAGCCAAGAACAAGCCCGGGAAACUGCCAAAGCUUGACUCCAAUCAGCUCAGUGGGGAGGGAAAGGCUGAGAAGCCGGGCCUGAAGAUGGCCGUGAGGGGGAAAGGAUUCCCCCCUUUCACCCUUGAGCGUGAGAGAGUGACACUGUACUACUCCCCUGCCAACACCUCCCAGACCUUACCCCAUCCCCGAGUUCACAAGGCCCAGAAACACUCAGGCAAGCUCAAGCUGCGCCGCUUUGAGGAGAAGGAGAGAGACUUGGACAAAAUGGUGAGCUCCAGAUGCAGCCUAGACUCUGAGGCCCAGGGGGAGGAGUCGGAGCACGUGAAGGACUCGAGGAGGGGCGAAUACCCGCCACUAGGGCCGACACGCAGCUGCUCCUUUGACAUGGGCGAGAUCACCACGACAACCUGCUACGGAUAUGCGAAGCGACUGAGUGUGAUAUGGACCAGGAGGAGCCAGUCGGUGCAGGGCAUGCUGGUCCAGUGCGCCUCAACGGCCAGUUCAGCGAGCAGCACAGGCAGCGACCACCACCCCCCAGCCCUCACUCAUGGCUACCUGCACGCCUACAACACCUCAAACUCCAGUGUGGCUGCCAACAUUGGAGACCUGGAAGAGAGUGUUUUAUAGGGUGGUGAAGAUGACAGAGGGACAAAAUGGAACCAAACAAAGAUUGAAAUGGACAGAAUUAACAGGGACAGGUGGAUCUAAAAUACAUACAAGCCAUUUGGCUUAAAAAAGACAAGAAAAUCUAAAAGCACACAGUGCAUUGCACAAGGAACAUAGCACAUGGUGAAGGAGAUUAUGCCACGUACGGUGUGGACAGAUGGGAGUGACAACUAUUGUGAAAAAAUAAGGUAUAAUGAUGUCUGCUGGUCAAAAGCUGUAAGAUACCGACUACCCAAAGCGUAUGGGGAUUACAACCGGAGACUUGUUUCAACAAGACUAAUUAAACAAUUAAUUCCUAUAGUAAAUAAAUCAACCGCUACUCAACAGCAGCGUCUCGACUUUGAAUGCCAAACCGCUGAGUAAAUCAGGCAUCAAACAACUGUGAUAAUCAGAUGCCAGUCAAUGAUCAUGUGUUUGUUUGCGAAGAGCAGGAAGCAGCCUAUCUGCAAACACAGAGGUGUUUGUCUAGCUGAGACGGGAGAGAGAGGCGAGAGAAUGAGGGGUAGAGACAUUGGCUGGGGGGAGCAGAAGAGCUGCAUGGCGUCAGGGAGGAGCUCGGAGACAACGCAGUAGACAGGGAGAGGGUUCAUGCUACAUGUCUAUUGAUGCCAUCUGUCAUGUACUUUUCUGUAGUAUACGUUCAUACCCGCAAAGCCCCGCCGAGCUCAAUUAGCACGAGCUGUGUGAUUGAGUGGCUGAUACACACAUAAGUGAGACAAGGAGAUAGUGAGAGAAGUGAAUGCGUCCGUUUCCUCCUUUCAUGCCAGAGGCAAACUGCUGACCUGUUUCAGCCAAUUAAAAAAAUGCUGAUAGGCGAAUUCACACAAACACAUUGUGAACUCUGCCAAGCGAUGCUGCAACUACUGACCUGCAGUUCUACAACCAACCAUUGUUCACAUUGUAGAGCACAGAUAUGUAAUGUACAGUGAGGGAAAAAAGUAUUUGAUCCCC